UCCGCAGCAGCAGCAGCAGCAGCAGCAGCAGGCCGGCCGGGGUGUGACACCACCCCAGCAGCAGUCGAUGCUGAACUUGCGAGCAGCCAAUCAAGCGUCGCUCCUCAACGCCAACCCCAUGCUUCAGCGAGCCCUGCUGGUGCAGCAGAUGCAAGGUAACUUGAGAGGCUUCAACAUGGCAGCGGCUCCCGUGUUGCAGCAAUUCUUUCCUCAGGCGACGAGGCAUUCUCUUUUAGGUCCCCCGCCCGUCGGAGUCUCCUUAAAGCCCACCCGCCUGGCUUUCCCGGGCCUCCCAUUUCAAAGGCAGAACCGCACCUUUCGCAAGGACUUUCCGAGGGCCCCUGAAAGGAAGCGGGAAGUGGAUUUGGCGAUCUCCUCAUCCUCAUCUUCUCAGACUCCAGGAGCAGAUGAGAGGGGACCUCUUUUGGAGGGAUGUCUCGUCAAAACAGGGUCUGAACAGCUUGGCUCUUCACCAUCAGAGAUGCUGAGAGAAUCCUCCCCAGAUGGUGAGCCAGCAAGCAAGCGGCUGAAAAGUGGAGAUGAAGAAUCAAUCCCUGAUGAUCCUCUGUGCAUUCAGGAAAUGGAGGCUACGGAAUCCCAUGUGGAAGAGACAGACCACGGGGAAGAGAAUCUGGCAGCAGACACUUCGAAGGAGAAGAACUUCUCUGAGGAACUGAAGGCUUCUGAGGUGGUGAGCUCUGCAGGGUCGCUGAAAGUGACUAUUCAGCAGAGCAGUGAAAGCCGAGCCAUCAGCACCACCGCCCUGAAGCCCACCCACUGGACCUCUGAGAUGGGCACGGCGGAGACCAGCCCGGAGUCUGCUGUGAAAUUCUACUGUUACAUUUGCAAGACUGACUGCUGCAACCAGCAGAAUUUCCAGGCUCACAUGGCAGGAGUGGAACACCAGCAGCGACUUCAGGAGAUCCAGCACAUGAGCAACAUCUGCUUUGUCUCAUUGCUGCCCAUGGUGAAGGAGCAGAAACCACUGGCUGAGAAAGAUGGAGACAGCCAGCAGCGAUGGUGUCACACCUGCCAGCUCCAUUUUACAGGAGAUCUGAUUAAGCAUCGGCGGACUCAGGAGCACAAGCUCGCCAAGCGCUCUCUCCGGCCUUUUUGCACUGUAUGCAGCCGCCAUUUCAAAACCCCACGCAAGUUUGUGGAGCACAUGAAGUCUUCCGAGCACAAACAGAAGGCCAAGGAGGUGAGGUUGGGAGAGAAGGAGCAGGGCGGGCCGGAGGACUCCGAGGAGCUUAUAACGGUAGAUGCGGUUGGCUGUUUUGAGGACGAUGACGACGACGAUGAGGAGGAAGAGGAAGAAGCCGAAGGGGAGGAAGGCUCUGAGGUGGGGAGGCUGGAUGGUGAAGAUCCUCUCGGCAGGCAGGUUGGGCUAAAGGAGGUGUCUUUGGGCAACACUGAAGGAAAUGAGAAGUACUGUCCAGAUACCAUCUAUGGCCCGGAUUUUCUGGUCCCCGUGGCAGGUUUCCUCUGCAGGUUGUGUCGUGCAUUCUUCCAUAGCGACUCGGCUGCCCGGCUCGCGCACUGCAAGUCCCUGAUGCAUUUUGAGAACUUUCAGCGGUACAAAGCCACCAGGCUGCAGGCCACUGCCACGCUCACAGAGGCCACUUCAGGUCCUCGGGAGGGGCUGGCUGAGGACCACCAAACUCCUCCCACAGCCAGGAUGGAGAGAGCAGAGGUGGGAAAAGAGGCAGUGGCAUUAAUGGCAGCCAGCAAAGAAGCUUACAAACCUCUGGGAGAGGAGGACCUCUCCUUGACUCCGAGGGACAGCUCGGCGGCCCUUCAGACUGACGAUGCAGGCGGAGCCCUGCUCAUAGAGGACGGGGAGGAUGACGAAAAUGAUUUCUCCGCCCUGAGCGACCACUCACUGCUUGGAGAUGCUGUGGUGGUGGUGGGGGAACCGGUGGGACUGUGUGCAUGGAAGAACGAGCUGAGCGGCGAAAGCAUCCGAGAGAGAAGCCCGGGCAGAGCCGCAGUAGACGAAGGAGACCCCGCAGCAAAUGAGGCGCUGGCUGGCAGAGACCUACUGGAGGGAGCUGACCCUUCCUCCCUGGCCAAAGGGGAGGCCUCGGCCGGACGUAGGCGUUCUGCUCGGCGUAGGGCCAGAUAA
Molecule: messenger RNA, 2125 nt
Organism: Euleptes europaea (tarantolino)
Lineage: Eukaryota; Metazoa; Chordata; Lepidosauria; Squamata; Sphaerodactylidae
Gene: CIZ1
Product: CDKN1A interacting zinc finger protein 1
Exons: 15
Coding region: 68-2125 (685 amino acids)
Cellular component (GO): nucleus
Molecular function (GO): zinc ion binding; nucleic acid binding
Source: RefSeq, a predicted model, not a curated record